AUGGAUGUUUCACAGGCCAUUGAUUUUCGAAAGGGGUGCUAUGUGGGACAGGAACUCACCAUUCGAACUCAUCAUACGGGUGUUGUGCGGAAGCGUAUAUUGCCUAUGCAGUUGUAUGGAAUUGAUGAGAAUACUUUGACCUCCUCAGCGUCAGCACUCAUCUACGACCCCAGCACGGAUAUACCCCAACCGCCCACAGGUGCAAACAUCUCUCAAAAAGCGAGUACCAGAAAAGGUCGUAGCGCCGGCAAAUUGAUCAGUGGUGUAGGAAACGUCGGUCUUGGGUUAUGUCGUCUUGAAAUGAUGACCGACAUCUCGCUGACGGGCGAAGGCAGCAAGUUCAACCCCUUGCAAGAGUUUCAAGUCACCUGGGAUGCCGAUCCGGUUGUUGAAACCACCAGCUCAGGUGCAGUUAAGGUUAAAGCUAUUGUGCCGUCGUGGUUGCGGGAGCAUAUUGUUGCGAGUACGAUGCGGAAUGUAUCUUCUGCUAGGGCGAGGGAGAAUGAUGAAGGGCUUAGAGCGAGGGAUUUGGUCGAGAGGCUUGGGGAGGAGGAGGCCGAAGAAAAAUAG
Messenger RNA from Talaromyces marneffei, 570 nucleotides. RefSeq lists its product as uncharacterized. Gene Ontology annotation, cellular component: mitochondrial matrix. Lineage: Eukaryota; Fungi; Ascomycota; Eurotiomycetes; Eurotiales; Trichocomaceae. The transcript has a single exon. Bases 1 to 570 code for a protein of 189 amino acids. The record is from RefSeq and is a predicted model, not a curated record.